AAAGUUAUUUACAACGUAGCCUUUACUCUUGGAACCUGAUAGCCAUAAGUUAAAAUAAAAGCCAGUUCUCAUUCCAUAUCCAAGAAAAAGGAAAAAAGCUUGAAAGAAGCAGGGAAAUCGUUUGUUUGCUGUUGAUUGUAAUAAAAAGGGGAAGAUGUCGCGUAAAUUUUGUGUUGGUGGCAAUUGGAAAAUGAAUGGGGAUAAGAAUGCUAUUUCUGAAAUAUGUAAGAACUUGUCUGGAGCGAAACUAAAUGAGAAUACCGAAGUCAUUUUGGGCUGUCCGUUUGUUUACAUUAGCUAUGUUCGCGAACUAUUCCCAUCUAAUUUUCAUAUUGCUGGACAAAAUUGCUAUAAAAUAGCAAAAGGGGCUUUUACCGGGGAAAUAUCGCCAGCAAUGUUAAAAGAUGUCGGUGCAAAUUGGGUAAUUCUUGGACAUUCGGAACGUCGGCAUGUUUUCAAUGAAAGCGAUGAGUUAAUUGCUGAAAAAGCAGCCCAUGCCUUGGAUGAAGGUCUAAGCGUGAUUGCUUGCAUUGGUGAGAAAUUGGAUGAACGCGAAGCUGAAAAAACAGAACAAGUAGUAGCUUGUCAAAUGGCUGCUUAUGCUAAAACUGUUAAAGAUUGGUCGAAAGUAGUGGUAGCGUACGAGCCAGUUUGGGCGAUUGGAACGGGAAAAACAGCUACACCGGACCAGGCUCAAGAUGUUCAUGCAUUUUUACGUAAAUGGUUAACGGAGAAUGUUUCCAAAGAAGUCUCCGAUAGCUUACGUAUACAAUAUGGUGGCUCGGUUACAGCUGCCAAUUGUAAAGAGUUAGCUGCCAAACCUGAUAUUGAUGGUUUUCUUGUGGGCGGUGCCUCUUUGAAACCCGAAUUUAUUGACAUUAUAAAUGCCAAACAAUGAACAAACCACCUAAUCUAGCUCUACAAUGCGCAAAUUCUUCUUUAUUUUUACAAGUUAUUGUUUUAAAAAAAAUGU
Messenger RNA from Glossina fuscipes, 973 nucleotides. It is a transcript of the gene Tpi, whose product is annotated as triosephosphate isomerase. Gene Ontology annotation, biological process: glycolytic process; glyceraldehyde-3-phosphate biosynthetic process; gluconeogenesis. The record is from RefSeq and is a predicted model, not a curated record. The transcript is spliced from 3 exons. Gene Ontology annotation, molecular function: triose-phosphate isomerase activity. Lineage: Eukaryota; Metazoa; Arthropoda; Insecta; Diptera; Glossinidae. The coding region runs from base 155 to 898 and encodes 247 amino acids. Gene Ontology annotation, cellular component: cytosol.